This is a messenger RNA of Hippocampus zosterae (dwarf seahorse), 2299 nucleotides long. It is a transcript of the gene kcnip1b, whose product is annotated as Kv channel interacting protein 1 b. NCBI's taxonomy places the organism in Eukaryota, Metazoa, Chordata, Actinopteri, Syngnathiformes, Syngnathidae. The transcript is spliced from 8 exons. Gene Ontology annotation, molecular function: potassium channel regulator activity; transmembrane transporter binding; calcium ion binding. Gene Ontology annotation, biological process: regulation of potassium ion transmembrane transport. Bases 751 to 1428 code for a protein of 225 amino acids. Gene Ontology annotation, cellular component: voltage-gated potassium channel complex. The record is from RefSeq and is a predicted model, not a curated record.
AUAAAAACAGAUCUUUAAGAUUGGACAUGAGCAAAUGGAGGCAGGAAGCUCAGAUGUAAGAGAGGAGGAGGGAGCAUGUUGUGGUAGUGGGGGCGGUUAAGUGCUGUUGGCACUCUCAAGUCCGAAUGUGUGACAUGCACCGCAAGAGAGAUGUUCCACAGACCUACAUCGAGGCUCAUCUGAGCCCCGCGCUAUCGUUCAAAUAGCUUUAGGAUAAACGGGUACCUCAGGAGAGAAAACUUAUGAUAAAUCUGCAAGAAUGUGAGUAGAAACGAUUUUUUUCUCUCCCUUAAAGCAGAACUGACUGAAAAAUAUAACGUUUUAUGUCUGUCUAAUGAGCUGCUGGGGACAUUAAGGUUUCAAGUACUUUUUUCAUCAUUUCUUCUGAGCAGGUGGAUAUUUUUCUUUUUCCGUUUUGUUUUUUCUUUGCAACUUUCUCCGCCGUGGUUUUUGAACUUCAUAGAUGGAACUUCAAAAGGAAAAGUGUUGCGACUUCUUGAGUGCAUUUGAAAGUGGUGUUGGAUUUGCACAGAAACAGUUUUUGGUUCAUUUUUCCUUGAACGUGGAACGACAAUGAUCCCUUUGGAGUGUAUACUGGAACAACUACUGAAGUAAAUUCCUCUCGAACGCACGCCUUGAAAUAUUAUCUUUUUAAAAAAAGUCUGCGCCAGCCCAAAACCUUUUUGAGGUACAGUGGAGGAAACGGAUCUUUUCCAGACAAUCCUCAAGCCCAUCUGCUUCUAUCCAAAGAUGGCUGGCUGCGGCACCCGCUGUCAACAGGGGGUGCUCAAGUUGAUCCAGUCUAUUCAGAGAUUGCUUUCAGGAAGCCUUACAAAAGAUAAAACCGAUGAUGAGCUGGAGAUGACAACGGUGUGUCACAGGCCAGAGGCUCUCGAACAACUGGAAUCCCAAACUAACUUCUGCAAGCAGGAGCUCCAAAUCCUCUAUCGUGGUUUCAAGAAUGAAUGUCCAAGCGGAAUCGUAAAUGAGGAGACAUUUAAACACAUAUACGCACAGUUUUUUCCCCACGGAGACGCGAGCAUGUAUGCGCAUUAUCUUUUUAAUGCUUUUGACACGACUAACAAUGGCUCCAUUAAGUUUAAGGACUUUGUGAUGGGCUUGUCUAUCCUGCUGAGGGGAACCUUGAGAGAAAAACUUGAAUGGACGUUUCACCUUUAUGACAUUAACAGAGAUGGCUACAUAAACAGGGAGGAAAUGACAGAGAUUGUGAAGGCCAUUUACGACAUGAUGGGAAAGUACACUCACCCUGCGAUGAAGGGAGAUGUGCCACAGCAGCAUGUGGAUGCUUUUUUUCAAAAAAUGGACAAAAAUAAAGAUGGAGUGGUGACUUUAGAGGAAUUUGUAAUAGCCUGCCAGGAGGAUGAAAUCAUGAUGAAAUCAAUGCAGCUUUUUGAGAAUGUGAUGUAGGGCAGGAGGUGAUGAUAUUGCCAUACUCAAAAUCCGAGGGCUAUUUGUUAGUUAAUAUGUGUGGAUGCAUCUGAGCAGUGGCUCCAGUCUCUACUCUGGUCAUUGCAUCAAGCUGUGAACUGAGUGCAGACAUGUUUCCCGCAAAGACUUGGAUGUUAGUAAUGGACUGGAAUUCUUGUUGCAGCGUUUUGGGUGUCCCGAAGUAACCCCUGAGAAAGGCAUGGUAGUACAAUGGUCUUGCGUUUUUCAGUUGGGCCAGUCAAAGAAAAUGACAUGAGUAAUUGCUCGUGCUUAUUUAUUAUUGUUGGCAAAAGAUGCUCUCAAAAUGUAUGAUUCUCCAAAAGAUCUGGGUUUAUCUGCAAAUAUUUGCGCGAUUGUUUUUAAAAUGUUUCAUUCUUUGCGUAUCUCUGGCUGUAAUGUGCUUGGCGAAUCUGUUGUACGCUUUGUGUGUGUCAAUGUAAAGCAAAACUGUCUUGGAAGAGUAUUUGGGUCUUCAAGUCACGUUUUUUUUUUUACAUGCUCAAUGUCUAUAUGAGAAUUACAUUCUUUAAAUACUAUAUUUUUUCCGUCGCUGAUUUUAGUGUGUUUGAAAAAUAUAAACAAUGCAAACAUCGAGUAUGGACAUUUCUCUACUUGCCCGCAAUUUUAGUCUCUUGUGGUGUUAAAAAUGCUACUGUCAUUGGAAAUGCACAGGCCAUAGUGGGUGGAGCACUGAAAUAUUAAUCCAGGUUGUUUUUACAGGCAAUGCAGCUUUUUGCUCCUUCAUGUACAGUAUCAGUGGGAUGUCAUAGCCUCGGGUCUUACUUUGCAAUUGAUUUGCCUUAUUGUCACAAAUUUCUAAGCCAUACAAAUAAAAAUGUAAAUUCUUCAA